Phalacrocorax carbo (great cormorant) is the source of this 5068-nucleotide messenger RNA. NCBI's taxonomy places the organism in Eukaryota, Metazoa, Chordata, Aves, Suliformes, Phalacrocoracidae. The record is from RefSeq and is a predicted model, not a curated record.
AUGUCGGGUGUGGGCUGGCCGCAGGGCUCCUGGGCCGCGGGGCGGCGCUGGAGCCGCUACCUGCGGCGGGCUAGGUCGCCCGGCAACGCGGCGGACGCGGCGGGACCCGCGGCCAUGGCCUCCAAGGGGAGCAAGAAGAAGGAGCUGGGUAGCCGCAGCAGCUCCGGGCUGCUGGGCGCCCCCGCCAAAGAGGCAACUAUGUCUUCCCAUGUAGGCGCUUCCAAUGAGAAGUGGAGAUUUCCUAUUUGGCCAGAAUGGAAUGAAGCAGAUAUUAAUGCAGAAAAAUGGGAUACUGGAAAAGCUGGAAAAGAGAAAGAAAAAACUGGAAAAAGUCCCACUUCAUAUGUCUUUGAGGAUCCUGAAGGAAAAAUAGAAUUGCCACCAUCCUUAAAAGUUCAUUCAUGGAAACGUCCACAUGAGUUUUUAACAAAUAAGAUUCCUGUGGUUGUCAAAAAUGAAACCUCAUUUGACCUUUUUUCAGCAAAUGAGCAUAUAUUCUGUAGUGAGCUGAUGAGAUGGAUUAUAAGUGAAAUUUAUGCAGUCUGGAGGAUAUAUAAUGAAAAGGCCUUAACUAGUGGAACAUCCAUACUUUUUUGGAAACCAUGGGAACACAUUUAUGCCUUAUGUAAAGCUACCAGGGGACACAUGCCACUGUAUAAUAGCUAUGGAAAAUACGUAGUGAAACUUUAUUGGAUGGGAUGCUGGAGAAAGAUCGUUGUGGAUGACACUAUGCCUUUCAAUGAAGAGGGUAAUUUGUUACUGCCAGCUACAACCUAUCAAAUUGAACUUUGGCCAAUGUUGCUGUCCAAAGCUAUCAUUAAGCUGGCAAAUACUAGUAUACAUGAAACUGGAAAAAGAGAGCUGGAGGAAUUUACAGUUCUACAUACACUGACUGGAUGGAUACCAGAAGUUAUUCCUCUCCAGCCUGGAUACUUGGACAAAAUCUGGGGCUUUUUGAAAGAGAUUGUGCCAGAAUUCAAGUUGCCAAAUAAGAAAACUCCAGAACUUGAUAUUCCUCAGUCAGAUACAAAACCUAAAGAGGUCAAAGUCUCAGAAUUAAAAAACGAAGCUUCAUCUGUGAAUAAGCAGUCAGAUAAACCUGAGAAAGCAGAGAAAGCUGAGAAAAUUGGCAAAGAAAAAGCAGAGCAGAGAGAAAUUGGAAAGAAGAAAAGCAGAGAAGGAGAAAAAGAAAAAAAGUUAGCAGUUCAGUCUUCACAAAUGUUGGCAGAAGCCCAACAUUCUCUUCAGACCUUAGCUGAAAAGUCUUCUGUGCUGACCCAGCCAGAAAUGGCUGUGUAUGCUGGCUGUAUACCACUACAUUUGUUUGAAGAGGAUAUUUUUUCAUUACGGCAGAUGGCUGAUUCUUCAGAGAAGCUGAGGCAAUAUGGGCUUUCCCACAUAUACAGCCACCCUGUCCUGAUUACCAGAACUAGGUCCUGUCCUCUGGUAGCACUGCCACAACCACCACCAGUUCCUCGUUGGAAGCUUUUCCGUCAGAAAAAGGAAACUGUUGUGACAUCUGAACCUCAAGAGCCUGUGGUAAAGAAACCUGAAGAAUAUGUUGAGAUUGCUAGCCUAUUUUUGAAUUACAAAUUGAAUCUUAUCACAAUACCCACAGACAUCCACUUUCCACAGUCUACCAUCAAAAAAGGAUUUCAUUCCAUAUCCUGUCUCCCUCCUGUUACUGAAAGUGAUGAAAAUAUAAGUGACAGUAAUGUGGAUGUGAAUCAAAGUGGGAGACACUCAAAUGCAGAUGAUUAUUCUCAGGAGACCACCCUCUUUUGGCAGCAAAAUGCAGAGAAUGCCAGUAUAGAAGAAUUACAUGAGAAUAUCACUUUUGAUGUAAAACAAAUGUCAGAAACAGCUGAUACUGGUAUGAACAGCCAGAGAAGUGAUAAAUCAAAGGAAGAAAUUGAGUCAGAAAGGACUUCUGUUUCUAGGAAAACCUGGAUUAGCUUUGAAGACUUCUGUGUUUGUUUCCAGAACCUGUAUGUUUUCCACAAGCCAUAUACAUAUGCUUAUAACUAUCAGAAGACAAACUUUAAGUCUACUGAUGACCGAGUAUUCUAUUAUUUACUUGUGGACAGUCUGAUGCCCAUUGAAAUCCUGGUUAGCUUUUCUGCGUUGGUACGCUGGGAUGAUACUGGAGGUGCUAAACAAGAAUGUUCUAGUAUUUCAAAGGGUGUUCUGAUAGUUGAACAUUUCUCUUGGAAAUGUGUGACUCCUGGAAAACUUGUGUUAAAGAUGCAUACAUCCUCAACCAAGGCUACUGUGUUAAAUCUUCCUGUUGGGCGACACGUACUGCUCUUCACAGUAAGUUCUCCCAUAGGGCACCAUAUUCAUCUCUGUAGCAUGGUGCCAUGUGUCUUUGGAGAGGAGGAUGCUGUGAUGCCAGGUCUUGAAAAGGAGAGCUACCGGUUUAUAGAACAGGCUACAGCAAUCCUGAAAGCGGUUGGAAAUGUGGUAAAUAAUUUCAGCAGUAAGCCUGAACUUUCUAAAGCCUUGAAGGAGUUGGAACUAACUCAUUGUCCUCCUGGCCUCCAUGGUACUGGAAUGGCUGACAAACACUUCAAGGUUUUCAAUAGUUCACUUUGGUAUUUGAUCAAAUACGUAUUAGGCAAGAAGGCUCCAUACGCCUAUAAAUUUGCCUUCAGGUCCUUCACUUUGGAUUUUAAAGACACUGAGGUUUCUGAGGAUGACACUGUGUCUUCAGAGAGUUGUGAGAAGAAUUCCCUUAGUAGUUGGCAGAACCGAACUCCCACUUCUGAAGAAGAAGCAGCAGCUCUUAAAAUUCAAGCCAUCUGGAGAGGCACUUAUGUUCGUAAAGUACUGAACAGCAGAAAACCAGGUACAAAAGAAAACACUAAUGUCAAAGAAACCUUGCAAAAAUUGUGGACUGCAAUUGAGUUAAAUUUUGAACAGUGUGCUGUAAUGCUGUUAAGAGAAAUGUUUAAAAGCAACUGUAAAUCAAUGGAAAAGUUUCCUUGUUAUGAAGAUGAAUCAUGUAAGAUCUCUUUCGCUGACUAUGCUGUAGUGUAUGCCGAUCAGCCACCAAACGUGUGGUUCGUGGUUUUUAGAGAAAUAUUUCUUGUUCCAGAAGACAUGCUUAUAGUGCCAAAGGUGUAUACCACUAUCCCUUCCUGUAGACUUCAUGUUGUUGAUAAUGACACACUGGAGGAAAUGCCACAUGUCUUUUUCAAAGUGGCACCUCGUAUUUAUCCCAAAAAUAAGAAAGGAUACACAUUUAUGGCUGAAGCACAUACUGGUGACCUUCCUGUGGCAGCUGGAAGAUGGAGGCUCCGGCUCAUCGGUUCUCAUAGUCCACUCCCAUUCCUCUCUCGUGAGGCUGUAAAUAAUGUCUUUUCUACUAAAGAAAUUAGAGAGUAUUACAUACCCAAUGACAGGCAUGUAAUGUUCAGGUAUUCAGUAAAAGUCACAGCAUCCCAUAUUGCUACAGUGCAGGUACAAACCUCUAAAUCAGAUGUAUUCAUUAAACUGGAAGUCCUAGAUAAUGAGGAAGAAAUUGUGAGUGUCACUGGAAAGGGCCAUGCAGUCAUCCCUGCUUUUAAAUUCUUGAGUAAUGAAACGCUUUUGAGUUCUCACUCAAGCAAAACCCAGAUUAUUCAAAGUAUUACAAAGAAAGAAUCAGAAACUGGAGGAUCAAAAAAAAAAGGUCAUAUUUCAUCUUUAAAGGACACCAAAACUUCUUUCAAGCCAGGACUUGUACAAGAAGGUCUACCUGCAUCAGAAGAUGAAUCUUUCCUCUUGGAAAACUUUCAAAAUAAUGAUGGAAGUCCACAACAAUCUCACAAGUAUAUCAUACAAGCAUUGGUGUUGUAUAAUAGUUGGCCACUUACGGAGAGUCAGUCUCUGUUUGUUCAGGAACUGAAAGAAAUGGAGAAAAAUGAGAUCAAAGUACAUGGGGAAAAGCAUGAGGAGCACAGCUUAAUGCUCAAUUAUUCUGAAGGACAAAAGUCUGCAAGUAUUCCUAAACCAACCAGAAAAGCAAAAGAUAAAGCAUCUGAGAAGACAGAAAAAGAGAAGUCUAAUAAAGAAAGAGGAUCACUUGUAUCUCUUGCAUCUCGGCCUGAAUCUCAGCAAGUUGCUUCAAACAAACCGUACUGGACUUUACGUCUAGUUAGUGAACAGAGAGAGGCUGACGUUCUGGAGGUGAAGAAGGACACCCAGCGAGCAGAUGAGAUCAGAGCCAUGAAACAAGCAUGGGAGUCUGCAGAGCCAGGAAGGGCUAUCAAGGCUUUUCAGGAACGCAUGCGGUUUCUUAAUAAGUAUGCUGUGAGAGAUUCAGAGGAGCCCAUAGCUGGGACUGAGACUGCCAGUUUAACACCUAGUUCAGGAGAAACAGAUUCUCUUACGGCAGGAAAGAGAGCAUCACAAGCAGCUACUGACUCAAGGUUACAAACGCAGCAAAAAAAAUGGGAGCCUAUAGACCUUAGUCCUUACAUGAGGAAAACAACAUCUGAGUCUGCAUUAAGAAAUGAGUCUAUCAUUCAACAGCAAGAGAUACGUAAAGCAGAAAAAAUCAACCGUUUUAGGGAACUUCGAGAGCUGGCUUUGGAACAAAGAGAAAAAGAACAAAAGGCCAGAGCUUUACUGAAGCAAAAUAUACUUGAUAUGUACGAAAAUCUGCAGGCGUCCUUAGAUGAAACACGAGGCAGAGUUCACAGCAUUCGGGAAGCAUACAGAAGUAAGCUGCUCGAGGCUGAGCGCAGAAAACAAGAAGAGCUGGCAGCUCAUGAAGCAGUCCUGCAAGCAGAGCAAGAGAAGAGAAGUCCAAAUGCACACAAAAAAAAGCAUGGGAAAGGUUUAGGGAAAAAAAAGUAAUUGCUAGCACUACUAAACUGUAUUUAGCGGUUAGGAAGGGAAAGUUUACAUGCAAAGAUGAGAAAGAAUGUUUGUUAUUUUCCAGUAUUUUUGUCAGCUAUGUCACAUUUUAUCUCUUUGCCUGGUGCUAGUGAAAAAAAUUGAUCUAGUAUUCUUCUUUUUAACCAAGUGUUUGAUAUUUCGCUUCUCAUAAAGGUACUCACUACUAUUAAAGUUUGCAUGUUUU